Prionailurus viverrinus (fishing cat) is the source of this 2935-nucleotide messenger RNA. RefSeq names its product EP300 interacting inhibitor of differentiation 3 (gene EID3). The transcript has a single exon. Bases 876 to 1991 code for a protein of 371 amino acids. Gene Ontology annotation, biological process: DNA repair. The record is from RefSeq and is a predicted model, not a curated record. Lineage: Eukaryota; Metazoa; Chordata; Mammalia; Carnivora; Felidae. Gene Ontology annotation, cellular component: nucleus; Smc5-Smc6 complex.
CCUUUUAGGGUUCAGAUUUACUCUCCAUUCAGUCUGUGGUCUUUAGCUUUUGGCAAACUUUCAAAGAAACCUCGCUUUUGCAGAGACUGCACCCACUUUAUUCUUCCACACUUGGGUGGUGGAGAACCAAAGGUCACUUGAGUAAUGCCUGACCUGCCACCACUUUAGCUCAUGCGCUAGCCGACACUCUCUUGCCUCGCAACUGCCUCUGCCCUAGUUUGGAGGGGGUCUGGCUUUUGAGGGCCCGUGAAGGUAAUUAAUCCAAACAGCCACUUUGCAAGUGAACGCUGAGAGUUCGGCCUAUUUGUAGUGGAGGUUCAGCAACUCACAAUGCUUGGCUUUAUGGGCAGUUUACAACGCAGCCAGAUUCAGUUCUCAAAAAACCAAAACCCCAAGGACCCUGCCUUUUAAUCAGAGAAGAACGAAAAACAUAGGCUGACCUAACUGCAAGGUCACGGCAAAUGUUUUAAAGUGCAGGAGCUUUGACCCUCCCCUCCCCCAUUUUGCUAUGAUUGUCUAGGUAUUUCUUUGAAAGCCAGAGGACACUGUCAGUAAUUGCUAAAAUAAUAGCUGUCUGUUGAGCGGGUAUUAUCGUAGUGUGGACAGGGGCCCCAUUAUUGCGCACGUUCUGUGCUGUGCGGCAGGGAGCCGGUUGCUAACGCGGGUGCGUCUGGGCUCCGCGGGCCUGGGCCGCCGGGAACCGGAGCCAGCUGGGGGCGGGGCCUCGGGACCCCGCCAGUGCGCAUGGGCGACGUCUUCUCCUACGGACCCCCUUCAAUUUCCGCCAUGGUCGGAAACGUAGCGAAUGCAGUUAGCUGAGUGUCAGCUGAGCGCGCCGGUCGCCGGAGUGUCAGCUGAGCGCGCUGGUGGCCGGAAUGGCUGAUGAAAAAGGCUCCUUGAGGGGAGGCGUAGAGAAAGGAGAGGAGCCAGCGGGGACCAUCGCUGGUAGUGCGUUCUCUGUGAAACGGGUGGAGGACGAGGAAGAACCGAUGAAGGUGGAAGUGGCGGUGGGGGCUGAUGGCUGCCCUGACGACCUCAGCUGCCGGGAGGCCGACAUAGACCCAUACCUCCUAGGGCUUGCGGAUGACGAGGAGAAAUGCCGGAAAAUCCGCAGGCAGUACCGACAGCUCAUCUAUAGUGUCCAGCAGAACCGUGAUGACAUAGUGAACACGGCGAGCGACACGUUAAGCGAGGCCCUUGAAGAAGCCAAUGUCCUGUUUGAUGGAGUGAGCCGAACCAGAGAAGCAGCACUCGAUGCCCAGUUUCUUGUUUUGGCUUCUGAUUUGGGUAAAGAGAAAGCAAAGCAACUGAACUGUGAUAUGAGCUUUUUUAAUCAAGUAGCGUUUUGUGACUUUCUGUUUAUAUUUGUGGGCCUGAACUGGAUGGAAGAUGAUGAACGUGAUGAAUUGAGUGGCUGUGAUGAUAAUAUAGCUCUUUCCUUCUGGGAGACAGUACAGAAGGAAGCAACAUCCUGGAUAGUGCAAGCUGAAACAUUCCACUUUAUUUUUGGUUCAUUCAAGUCUAAGCCUUCUGCACCAAAGCCCCGACUUGAACACCAGAAGAAAGCUCACAAAAUGGAAGAAAAUGGGGCUAUGCCUACAAAGCUGAGGAAGUUGGACCUGAGUAAUAAUCAAGAAGCAACAGAAAAAGAAGUAGAAAGAAUCUUGGGAUUGUUGCAAACUUACUUUCGAAAGUAUCCUGAUACUCCUGUGUCCUAUUUUGAGUUUGUGAUUGAUCCAAACUCUUUUUCUCGUACUGUGGAGAAUAUAUUUUAUGUUUCUUUCAUUAUAAGGGAUGGUUUUGCAAGAAUAAGGCUUGACCAAGACAGGCUGCCAAUAUUAGAACCGAUUAAUAUUAACCAAGUGGGUGAGGGAAAUGAUCCCAGUUCUCAUGGCAGGAGACAAGGAGUUAUAUCUUUAAGUUUACAGGACUGGAAAAAUAUUGUGGCAACUUUUGAGAUUUCAGAGGCUAUGAUCACAAACUCAUACUAGGGACUUUUGUUCUUAGUAUAGGAUGUAUUUUGUGGCUUUUCCAAAGUAUCUCAAAAUUGAGAGUAAGAUCCAAGCAGAAGCACAUAGUGUAUUUCAUGUAAAGUGAAAAAGUAUUUUCAAAACAUCAGAAAUUGUUUUACUGUGCAAUGUAUUUUUUUUUGGUAGUUUAUGAAGUUGUCAUGAUCUGUUAUUAAAAAAUAUUCAUUGGCAUGUUCACGGAAAGAUUUUUUUUGAAUGCCCAUUAAGACUUUACCAAUAAAAGUCAGUUCUGAAUUUCCUAAAAGGCAUUGAUAAUUUACCAAAAACUCAAUUUUAUGAUGCACUGUGAUACUACAUUGCUUCUUUUGUUACAGGGAACCAAAGGAAUCCCGUAUGAGGCUCCGACAAGGUUGGGGGAAGAGUGGGUAUUAAAAAAAAAAAAAGUCAAGAAAGACUUUAUACAUAGGUCAGUGAAUAAGCGAUGCAACACUAUUUUUAAAAAAUGUAGAUUCCUUGCUUCAUUGCAAGGAAGACUCCAUAAGAUUAAUGCGUGGGUGUCCAUAUUCUAAAUAGUUUCUCCUGUGAUUGGACAAAAUAACCUCUACAGUAGAUAGGUGAGGCAUCAUUUAAGUGUGUGCUGAAAGGUAAGUAGGGAUUAAUCAAAGACAGCAGAGGUAUUCUCGGCAGGGGGAAUAUGGAGGCCAAAUAGAGGCCAAGAGUUACAGUCUUUAUCUACUUGGUUAAUGUCUUCUCUGGCCUCUAAUUUCCAAACCCUUUGUGGUUGCUGCUGGUACACAGAUUGGCCUUCAGAAUCAGUGGUGUUUCAUUAUGUAACAGCCUUGAAUAUUCCCAGUUCAAUUUUGUGUUUCUUAUGAGGGCUUUAAAUGCCUGGAAACUAUCUCUGUUUAUGCUGAAAUAUAUAACUAACUUGCCCAUAUGUUCUUUACUUCACCAUAAAGACUUGU